Molecule: messenger RNA, 3607 nt
Organism: Pristis pectinata (smalltooth sawfish)
Lineage: Eukaryota; Metazoa; Chordata; Chondrichthyes; Rhinopristiformes; Pristidae
Product: breast cancer anti-estrogen resistance protein 3 homolog
Exons: 10
Coding region: 120-2174 (684 amino acids)
Biological process (GO): positive regulation of peptidyl-serine phosphorylation; small GTPase-mediated signal transduction
Molecular function (GO): guanyl-nucleotide exchange factor activity; phosphotyrosine residue binding
Source: RefSeq, a predicted model, not a curated record
GCUAUGUUGAGGUGUUCUUCCACUUCUGAAUAAAACCACUAACCUAUAUGGCUGUACCUUAUGGUUAACAGACCAAAAUAGGAGCAAAGAACGUAAAAGUUGGAUACUGAUAACUUAUAAUGGCCUCUGUGAAAGAUCCAUUAACGAAGGAGCUGGAGGAGGAACUAAAACUGAACACCGAUGAUCUCCGUAGCCAUGCCUGGUUCCAUGGUCCUAUCCCACGACAGGAAGCAGAGGCACUAAUCAAGAGAGAUGGAGAUUUCCUCAUCCGAGAGUCUCGUUCCAGUCCAGGAGACUAUGUACUGAGCUGCACCUGGAAACACGAGCCUCUCCAUUUCAAGAUCAUCCGUGUGGUCCUACGACGUAAGGAGACCUACACCCGAGUACUGUACCAGUUUGAACAGGAGAGCUUUGAUAACCUCCCAGCACUGGUGCGAUUCUACGUGGGGAACCGCAGGCCAAUUUCAGAGAAAAGUGGAGCAAUAAUCUUUCAUCCAUUAAACCGCACUGUACCCUUGAGGUGCAUAGAGGAAAAAUAUCGAGAAGCAUUGGGUGAAAGAUCACAACAUGGACAACAGGCAGCCAAAGGCACUGACCAAAAUAAAAGAUUCAGCUUAAAUCUAUCCGAAGGAGUAUCUUUGGAUCAGCUUGCAGUGGAUGGCAAUCUUUUGAGGAAUAAGGACAAGAGUGGCAGCCAUCCAAAUAUUCUAGAUUGGAAUGACAAAAAACCAUUGCAAUCUGCCCAGUCUGACAGCUACCUUUCUGGAGGACCCAGGGACAUCAUUCAAGCAAAUGGAACACAGAAAGUAAUUCGUUCAUCAUCUGUAAUGUAUAGAGCAGGGAGUGACCCAUUAAUAAACCCCAAAGUGGGCCUAAGACGCCUUGGUUCCCAGUCUAGUAUUGGGACAAGAGGUUCUGAAGGACAGUUACACUCGAAGGCACCUCCAAAACCACUCAGAGUUCCGUCUAUCAUGCUUCCAGACCCUCCACCAGAUCCACCCUUAGAUGGAAGUGUCUACUGUGAGCUAGUGCCACACGUUCUAAAGACCAGUCAGAACCCCUCACCACCAAAGACUCACGUGGAGAGGUUACGAGCUGCAGAACGAUCGAAGAUCAGAACCCGUACGACGGACACCAAUUUUUGCCUCCUGGAUUUAGAUAUGAACUCAAUUUCCGUGAAGACCUGCCAGGAAGAAGCUGUGGAGGAUGAUGAUUGGUCAUUCACUCAGCCACAGUUGGAGACUACGAGCUCAUUUAAACCUGACACCUUUGCUUCAAUCCUACUUCCGUGUGACAACAGAUCUCUAGAUCCGUCUGUCCUUAAGCGGCUCAAAGAAAUAUUUUAUGAAAAUGAUGCAAAGACUAUAGCACAGCAUAUUUUGAAAGAGGACUGUCAGGUUGCUCGCAUCGUCAGUGUGUCCCCAGAACAGAAGAGAAUGAUGGGAGUGAGCUCAGGACUAGAUCUGAUUACAUUACCCCAUGGGCAUCAGCUGAGGAUGGACCUCCUAGACAGACAUCACUUAAUAGCUUUGGGAAUCGCAGUGGACAUCUUGGGUUGUACAGGAAGUGUUGGACAAAGAUCUGCAGUACUUCAUAAAAUUAUCCAACUUGCAGUUGAGCUAAAAGAUUCCAUGGGGGACCUUUUUGCACUGUCAGCAGUGAUGAAAGCAUUGGAGCUGCCUCAGAUUGUGCGCCUAGAGCACACGUGGAGGACUCUGCGCAGAAAUUACACAGAUAGUGCCAUCAGGUUCGAGAAGGAACUCAAACCAUUCACCAAAUCUUUGAAUGAGGGAAAAGCUGAGUUUCCUCUGCAAAAUACCACCAUUCCACACAUAUUGCCCAUCAUCAGGCUAAUGGAGACACAAUCUGUGUCUGACUUUAUGGAAACUUGGGAUAACAUCGACUCGGAUUGUGGAUUGGUAUUAAAGACACUGGAAGCAGCUCGUGUUGUGACAGUGAACACUGCAAUGUACAGAGCCAAUGCCGAAGCCAAACUGAAAGAUUUUCAAGCUAAAGAAGAAUUGUUGGAGGCCUUCAAGACAGAAUUUGCCCUGAGAUUGUUCUGGGGUGCCAAUGCAACUGCAAUUGCUCGCAAAGAGAGAUAUGAGAAAUUUGAUAAAAUUCUAAGUGCCUUGUCACGGAAACUGGAGCCUCUGGGCCCUUCGGAGCUUUAGACAAACAGGGCAGACACUUGAGGCCAAUUAGAAAAUGUAAAAUAGGUGAAGAUCUAAUGGUCAUGAACUCGUGAUCUAACAAAGUGCAUAUAGUAAGUCAAUGAUCAAUGUUACAUGCACCAUGUGGGAAAUGUCUUGUUCUUCAGUGCAUGGAUCUCCUUCAAUGUGGAAAUUGUUGCUUUCUGACUAUGGAAACGUUGCUUCUCUAACCUCAACAGCAAGUUCCAAAUCCACAGCCUCUGGCACUAAGGAAAACAAGACCAGCAGUUGCAUGGGAUCACCUGAACCCCCCAAGUCACACACCGGAUGUAUAUUUGUAAAUACAAUCUGAAUAUAUAUAUAUAUAUAUAUCUGAAGUUCCUUCAUUGUCACUGAGUCAAAAUCCAGCAAAUCCCUAUUUUAGUAACACUCUGGGAGCACCUUAUGUACAUGGAUUGUAGCAGUUCAAGAAGUUGGCUCAUUAUCACCUUGUAAACAGCAAUUAGAGAUGGACAAUAAAUGCUGGCUUUGCCAGCAGCAACCACAUCAGAAGAAUUACUUGUGUCUUAAAUCCACUCUGAUUCUAUGCCUGUGGAGAGAUAGUUGGUGUUAUAAUGUCAUUCGGUACCUAUGGGGGAUAAAUUCUGUCAAUUUUACCAAAACAUGGUGUAAAUUUUAUGGUGAUGGAAUCAAAGGAAUCUCAGCAUAGGAGUUCCUUUAUACUGGUGGCAGUUAGCUAUUUUAAAUAACAAACCAUCCUGGAAUGGAAUAAAGUGAAUAGUCUCCUGUUGACAGUAAAACAUUUCACCCACUUGUUUCCUGUGUGAAGCAUCAGAUCAUGCCAUAGUGUGUAGUCAAGCUGAGCUACCGCUCUAUUUUGCAAAGGCACUUAAGUGAUAAUGAUGCCUCGCUGAAAAGGUUGCUUCAUUUUCUCCCUACUCUGACUCUUACCCCAAGAUUAUCUACAUUUAAAAUGUCACACUGUGGAUCUUCCUAAAUACUUCAAAAAUAAGCAUAAAAUUGAUACAUCAUUCAGAGGCUGCCAAUUUCAGAGGUUUUAGAAGCCAGCAGAUGGCCAUCAUACCACCAUCCAAUCAGGCUCUACCUUCAUCUGAUAUCAGCCUCUCACUAAAUGCAUUCGCAGUUGCAAUGUGCAUUAGAGACACAAGAGGCUGCAGAUGCUGGAAUCUGGAGCAAAAAACUACUGCUGGAGGAACUUAGCCAGUCAGGCAGCAUCUGUAGAGAGAAAUGGAGAGUCAGUGUUUCAGUUGGGACCCUUCAUCUGACUGCUGUGCAUUAGAUUGGUCUUAAUCGUUAUAACAAAUGCACUGCGAGUUUAAGCUAGUGCGUCAGUCAGUUGGCAGGAGGAAGCUGGCAUGAACUUGAAAAAUGAAACUUUGAGCUUUUAGGUUUCUGGCCUGAUUUGAUGUCUAUUUUCAGUCUGCUUCUCACUU